GACAUGGGCCAAAAAAUAUCGGGCUCACCAAAAACAGUUUUUAUAAAUCCAACUUCAUUUUUUUCGAACAAUUUGAGUCGGCCAGCUCGUUUAGAUGUGCUGUUGGAGAGACCGCACGCCGAUUUUGAUGUGCAGGUGCGACACGCAUGGAACCCUCUCGACAAAUCCACAAAUUUAUUCAUAAAGGACGAUGAUAUGCUGACCGUUCACAGACACCCUGUUGCUCAAAGUACUGAUUGCAUUCGAGGAAAAGUAGGUUACACUAGAGGCAUACAUGUCUGGGAAAUAUAUUGGAAUGCAAGACACAGAGGAACACAUGCUGUCAUUGGGGUGGCAACAGGGGAUGCAGUUCUUCAGGCACCAGGGUACAGUUCAUUGGUUGGUAAUGAUGAAAAAUCUUGGGGCUGGGACUUAUCAAGAAAUCGUCUCUGUUAUAAUGAGCAAUCAAGAAGAAACGGAAACGUUUCAGAAUUUAACAAAAUCUACCCUCAAUUUCCUGGUUUUGUCGAAGGUGAUAUCGUAGUAGUGCCUGAUAAAUUUUUAGUGAUUCUUGAUAUGGAUGAAGGAACUUUAAGUUUCAUGGCUUCCAACGUAUAUUUAGGUGUGGCAUUUACAGGCUUGAAGGGUCUUAUUCUUUAUCCUGUAGUGAAUGCCGUCUGGGGCCACUGUGAAAUAUCGAUGAAAUAUAUUGGUGGAAUGGAAAUGGAACCAUUAAGCUUGCAGUGUUUGAGUCGCCAAGCCAUUAGAUGGAGUCUAAGGGAUUGCAUAUCGCUGGAACAUGUCAACAACUUACCACUACCCAAAAAAAUGAUUGAUUACAUCAAAUGUACUAGUCAGCAAGCGUCAUGA
Molecule: messenger RNA, 849 nt
Organism: Helobdella robusta
Lineage: Eukaryota; Metazoa; Annelida; Clitellata; Rhynchobdellida; Glossiphoniidae
Exons: 3
Biological process (GO): intracellular signal transduction; proteasome-mediated ubiquitin-dependent protein catabolic process
Cellular component (GO): SCF ubiquitin ligase complex
Molecular function (GO): protein binding
Source: RefSeq, a predicted model, not a curated record